This is a messenger RNA of Scleropages formosus (Asian bonytongue), 1698 nucleotides long. RefSeq lists its product as uncharacterized. The transcript has 6 exons. Bases 52 to 855 code for a protein of 267 amino acids. Lineage: Eukaryota; Metazoa; Chordata; Actinopteri; Osteoglossiformes; Osteoglossidae. The record is from RefSeq and is a predicted model, not a curated record.
CAGUAAGAACAAAGAAAGCCAACCUACUAGUCUCCUUUUAGAACCAUUGCAAUGGAGGUCUGGUGCAUAACAGCACAUCUAAUGCUGUUAACAGCACCCGGGACUGAAUUUGUGGAUGCUAUCUGUGAAGGAGCAGAUGCACACCUUCACUUGGAGCAUCAGGAAGCAUUUAUUGGAUCUUCUCCAAGUUUCAACUGCACUUUCACGCUGCCAAAUGGGGCAGAGAGAUUCAGGGUCAACUGGCUCCUGAACCAAAGCACUGAUAAACACUGCCAGGGCUUCGAGCUCUCCAGUCAGACUCCAACCGAUCAGACAGGGGCAUCGAGGAAAGACCAGCAUGUUUACCAAGUGACUGAAAAAACCCUGUCCCUGCUAACAGUAAAAGAUGUUGGAUACAAUUACAGUGGCUGGUACUACUGCCGUGUCACUGUGGAGAUUCCAGAACUUUGUCAUUUCUGCAGCCGUGGAGCACAGCUUAUCAUCAAGGGCAAUGAUACUUUUGCAACUUUCCACACUGCAGAGGGCAAUGAUACUUUUGCAACUUUCCAAACUGCAGCCCCCAAUAUCUCCCAGACUGUUCCCACAUGGAGUGGAAGGUGGUUGCUCUUCAUUGCGGUGCCAUCUGGAAUUAUCUUGCUGGCUGUGUUCACAGUGGGCAUCUGGGUCAUUUACAGGAGAAAAAGCCACAGUUCAGAAAAUCCAAUCUAUGAAAACAUGCAUCCAGCAAUCAACAAAGCAGCUUCACCUCAUAGAGAGGAGAAAAGAACCUCUAGUUUGGCUAUGCUUGAUCACACAGGAAUCGCAGAACAAUCAAGACCCCCAGGUGGCAAGUGGAGUCCAAAGCCAUACAUUUAACCUAUUUUUGCAUUGUGGUUUUCUCAGUGUUCUUCAUGCAAACUGCAUCUGUUGUUCAGCUGCCCACUAUAUACCUCAUGCAGUGGAGGUUACUCUUUUUCCAGUGUCAGAAAUCUAAAGAAAAUGGAAAUUAUCAAUGGAAAUGACAAUUUCAUGUUUCAAUCUCGAUAAAACUGUGAGAAAUCUCUACAGUACAGCAUUGCCUGAUGUAAGCACUGCGUCUAUGUCUAGUUCUGAGUAGCACGAAUAGCUCACCAACUCGUGACGCCUCCUAUAUGACGGGUGGCCUGGCUCUCAUACACAGAGAGGUCAGGAAGAGUGGAAACUGAGGGGUUCCUUUUCGUUUUCAGGUUGCAAGAGUUCAGGGAAACAAAAAUAUAUCUCUAUCUGAUAUCAUUCAUGUUUUUCCUUCCAGAGACAUACUGUGCUAUGAAUGGUGAAGAUGCAGAAUUUUGUAUAUUUAUUCAUUUGCAAAGGGACCCACAUCACUUCACCAUAUAGUAAGGAAAUCUAAACAAAAGUAAUACAAGUACACAGCUUAUAAUGCAGUUUGAAAUGAAUUAGGAAAACACGUCUUUCUACAGGCCAUCACCAAUUGUUGUUCACAUGCGCAGGAGAACUGGUUUUCACUGGAAAAGUAACUCAUCGCUCAUGGCUAAGAGCUGAAAACCCACAGAAAGAGGGUCAGGGUUGCAUGCGGUAAAGUAAGAAUAUGCAAGCCUGACACCACGCUGCAGUUAAAUCUGCUCUUACAUUUUCUAGCCAUGAGUCACAGCACUAGAUUUCACCUUAUUUCAUUUUUAUCCCGUAAUUGUUUUGUUUAAUAUUUUAACAUUUCCACAA